Hemiscyllium ocellatum (epaulette shark) is the source of this 880-nucleotide messenger RNA. RefSeq names its product Kv channel-interacting protein 2-like. The transcript is spliced from 8 exons. Gene Ontology annotation, molecular function: calcium ion binding; potassium channel regulator activity. The record is from RefSeq and is a predicted model, not a curated record. Gene Ontology annotation, biological process: regulation of potassium ion transmembrane transport. Bases 1 to 696 code for a protein of 231 amino acids. Gene Ontology annotation, cellular component: voltage-gated potassium channel complex. Lineage: Eukaryota; Metazoa; Chordata; Chondrichthyes; Orectolobiformes; Hemiscylliidae.
AUGGAAUUCGAUGGCCUUGAGAUGAUAGCAGUUUUGGUGGUGCUUGCCUUGUUUGUUAAAGUGCUGGAACAGUUUGGACUUUUCGAACCAGUGGUCAUCGAAGGAGACAGCAUUGAGGAUGAAUUUGAACCAUCCACAGUGUGUCACCGACCUGAAGGCCUGGAACAGCUUCAAGGGCAAACGAAGUUCACCAAGAAAGAACUCCAGGUCCUCUAUCGGGGCUUCAAAACUGAGUGUCCCAGUGGUGUUGUUAAUGAAGAGACAUUUAAACAGAUUUAUUCCCAGUUCUUUCCUCAAGGAGACUCCAGCAUGUAUGCACACUUCCUGUUCAAUGCCUUUGACACAGACCACAAUGGCUCUGUCAGUUUCGAGAACUUUGUGACAGGUUUAUCUGUCAUUCUCCGUGGGACUAUUGAUGACAAACUCAGCUGGGCAUUUAACCUGUAUGAUUUAAAUAAAGACGGCUGCAUAACCAGAGAGGAAAUGCUGGAUAUUAUGAAAUCCAUUUACGACAUGAUGGGAAAGUACACCUACCCGACAGUGAGGGAGGAAUCACCACAGGAACACGUGGAAACCUUCUUCCAGAAAAUGGACAAGAAUCGAGACGGAGUUGUCACCAUUGAGGAGUUUAUUGAAACCUGUCAGAAGGAUGAAAAUAUCAUGAAGUCAAUGCAACUUUUCGAGAAUGUUAUCUAGAGGUCAGAGGUUGACCUGACUCCUUGCCCUCCUUCUUUGGCAGUCGCCUUGAUUGAAAAACUUUUACUCAGAUCCUGGAUUUGUCCACUGGGUGCCUACACCUUCUCCUACCAUCACUCAUGUGGUUGUGGUGGGAGGAGCUGGAUUGUAGGUCUUUCUAAAAAGCACUGAGAGAGGGGAGGAG